GGCCGUCAGUUCGCGUCGAAGCGUUGAGCGUGGUGGACGUACGUCGCUUCGCCGGCACACGUGACAACUUUCGUAAAAAAACGUUGUAAAAAUACUUUUUUUUUGAAAGUACCGCGGGGUUUGCGCGAGUGUCAAAACGGUUUCUGUGUUCAGUGAAUUGAAUAUUUGUGAGAAAAUAAUUUUGUUUUGUGUGCAUAUUUUGGAAUGUUGCAAAUAUCGCAGGUAGCCGCGCUGUUGUGAGCGCGAAGUGAACGGAUUUAUUUACGAUUAAAGUGAACGCAGUGUCCAGUGGUGCAAAGUUCUAGUUCAGAAUAAAUAUUAAUUGCCAGUGUGAAAAAUGUGUUAGUUCAUCAUGUCGCAACGGUGGCGCUGCGGUCGCAUCACGUGACGUUUACAAUCCAAGAUGGCGGACUCGAGUCCCGCCAAUUCUAUCAUCGAGGGUACUGUGAAGUUUCGCGAUGGAAAAAAGUGGAAAUCGCGAUGGUGCGUCAUGCGGAAAUUGUCUCCAGUUGCAGAUUGCGUCCACCUGCAACUAUACAAGGACUUGAAGGAGCGACAGAAGAACGGGCAGACGAAAGCCUCCCUGUCGCUGCAGCAGUACCUGGGCAUCGAGUCCGGGUUCACCUUGGACAAGGAGUCCAAUACCCUGGCCAUACUGUGCGAGGAUGUGGUGCCAGUCCUCGCUUUUGAUACCAGGGAGAUUUUGAUACAGUGGAGAGUUAAAGUCCAACACAACCUCGGAGGCAGCAAGGAGUUUGCAGCAGUCAUCAUAUCAUCCCCCACUGCUGCCAACAUAAGGGCAGGUCCCGUCAGAUUACACGCGUGUGGACCGAGACUGGCUCUGUGCGCUUCCAGACCACCUGAGGUCCUGGCUCUAUGGGACGUCAAGCUACUCAGACGCUACGGGGUGGUUGACAAGAGAUUCUGCGUGGAAGGAGGCUCCCGUUGUGGGAAGGGCGAGGGCCUGUUCAUCUUCGCGGCUGAAGGAGGCAGGGAGCUGACCGAACUCCUCAACGUAUACAGUCAUGAGGCUCAGUCCAGGCUUAGCAUAGCGUCCAGGAGCGGUUCAGUGCUAGAAAAACGUUUCUCAGACGCCAGUUCCUGCAUGGACGAGUGCUUCCACACGUCUUUAAGGUCCGUGUCUCCAUCCUGGGCAGGCCCUGCAAGUCAGACCAUGCACUGUCUCUCAGACCUGGACUCCAGCCUUGAUGGCGAGGAGAAGUUUAGGAGACCAACCUCAUUGCCGCGGUGUUCCAGUUGCAUUGGAAAGAUCAGUCAUUUGACUAGAUCGUCAACAAUGAACACGCCUGGUUCAAUCAUGUCCCCAGUUUGGACAAUGGACAAUAUUCUGGAGAAGCGCUCCGAUUCUGACAGAGCCUCCAUAUACUCCCGUUCAAGUGGCAGUGCCUCAGAGUACAGUGUACCUCGCAGUGCCUGCCUCCUGGACAAGAGCUUUGAGUCCAAACGAGCGAGUCCAGUGGCUUGCUGCACCCCCACUGUCCCGGCGAAGACCGGCGGCAGUUGCCAAUGCUGGCAGCAGGUCAAACCAUGCUGCUGUAGAAAGAAAUCCUUCAGUGGACCCUACGAGAACUACGAUGUGCCCAAAACACCAAUGCCCUUAAUACAGGAGCACCCAGUAGACUCUCACACGGACCCCUCCAGCAUAUACGACACACCAAAGAAACUGAAAUGUCUGCUCAACGGGCAGCCGUGCACGUGCACACACGAAGCCAAAAACGUAGAGAACCAACAAACAGAUAACAACAACACAAGUGAUACUAGCAUUAACAAUAACGAAGCUGAGACACAUUCCAACUACGUCAACGUCACCCCACAGCCCACUGCCACCAAGAAACCAGUACCAGAAAUAGAUUUCGCCAACUACGCUAACAUAGACCUCUCGACACUUGAAAAGUUCGAGAAUUCCCUACAAAUCCUAAGAAGCGCUGGAUUCAGUCAGGAGGAAUUAGACGCUUUGGAAGACAUACCCGAACAUGAGGACGAUAUAUCAACCGCCACAACGAAUACUGUGCACCCCUCCACAGAUUGCUGCAAUGAGCAUUUAAAUUACAUGCACAUGGAGCCAUUAGAGAUCAGUAUUUCAAGUAGCAAGCAGAAUUUUUCAGACAACGUAAGUCGGAUCAGUCAUAUGUCCGACCCCACACAGCAUUCUGAGUCAGACAACACGAACAGUACGCGACGGUCCAGCUCCGCGGACUUCACGAAGAGACAUUAUGACGAUUAUGGAAUGAACAAUCGGAUAUGUUUCACGCCAACCGUUUUAAGGAAAGCGACGAAAACCGAUCGCAUCAACGAAGGCAUGCAAAUAAGUUUAGAAAUCAUCGAACCGAAAGAUAAAUUCAAAGUGCCCGAGUUAAAAACCGAGAAUGCUCUGGUGACAAAGUUUCGAGACGCCGUCAAAAUUCGUCGUUCUUCAAGCGUUCCCAGUAAAUCCGAUAAGAAUAGGGACUCGUCGAGUUCAAACGAUUCUGGGGUUUCAACAGGGUCUUUGAAGCAUCAUAAGGGAGAUUUUAACGAGUUUGAAAUGCCAAUAACGAGUUCGAAGUCAAUAAAAAAGCAUGUGAAGAAUAGUAAGCAGAUGAGGAAGGCUCUGACUCCAGUGCAUGCGUUCGUCAAGUCUAACUCUUCGGAUCCGUUGAAGAACUUGACGUUUCAGUUUGAGGAGGUGGCGACGUUGACGAAAUCUAAUUCUUGUGAUGUGGACACGCUGACGAGACGGAAGAAGAGACCUGAAACGGAUGUCACAGCCCGCCACAGUCAGAUGACGACGAAAUCCACAUCCAGCGGUGCGUCCGAUACCUCGGACUACAUGGAAUCCCUCUCAGUCUCGUCCUUCAGUUCGUGUGACGUCUCGGCCGACAGGCACGUCACCAGGCCGAGAUCGGGCAAGGAGUACGCGAGCAUCGACAGGACAGCCCUAGUCUAGUUGGAACCAAUAUUUGUGUUAGUGUUGAAACAUGGUGGAAACUAUUUCGUACGUUAUAUUAAUAUAUAUGAAUUUUCCCAAUAAUAAAAAGCAAGCCCUAUCUUUAGGUUACACACCCUUACAAAAAUAAUGUAAUUUCACGAAAAAAUUCUCCGCCAAAGAGAUCAUAAAAACAUCGUGUCGCUAAUGACGUUGGUUCAUGUCACGAAAGAUUUAUGGGCCAAACAUUUGCCAAACAUUCAUCCAAAUUAUUAGUUUGAACAACGUUUGCCUACCGUAGCCUGUGACGCAGGACAAGCCAACCAAGGUCAUGUUUACCUAAUACUAUGCCCUCUACUUAGGGGUAAAUGACACGAUCAACAUUAAUAUCAAUAACUAUUUUAAAAGCCUACUUAUCUCUUGAUAAUGUACACAUCUAGCCUACAAUAUGGCUAUAAAAAUAUGUAUAUCCUACCAAAAAGGUAACCCAAAACUGUUAAAUCUUCAUUUAAAAGACAUCACUUUCAUUUAAUACAAAACAUUUUUUAUUAAUCAUUUAAAAUGAAUACUUAAAAUGAAACUUGUAAAUAUAAUGUACAUAUAUAAGUACAUACAGUUCAUACGUUUGUUCCUAUGUACAUAGUAAUAAGAUAUGUAAAAGCAGUUGGACGAAUUUAGUUCUUUAGUAGCGUGCCAAAAAUAAUGUAGCUUGCUAUUAAACUGGUUUUGGGUAUUGUAAAAUAUUAAAUGUAACUUCAUUUCAAAUAAAGAAUGUUUCAAAUAAAAUUGUACGUCGAUUAAAAACUAUUAUUUAGAAUUCUGUGUAUCAUUUAAAAUGUAGCCCUGUAUAUUUUAAAUGUAAGUUUUAAAUGUAGUUUGUAAACAUCAUUUAUUGUGUUAGGUACUUAAAUUAUUUGUGCCUUUACUUAAACAUGUGUUGCUAAAAUAUUGUCUUUCAUUUAUUUUGUUACCUUCAAUUUAAUUACUUUAAAUGUAACUUUGAUAAGUAGUUUUAUAAAAGCGGUAUAAAAAUGUGAAUAUUCCUAUAAAUAAGAGUUGGUUAAAGUCGCCUAUAUGCAAUUAUAAGCAAUAGAAAAAGUUACGAUAAAUAAACAAUUUGAAAUUAAUUACGAAGUGUAUAAAUGUUGCUGGGAACGAAUCACAGAUGGCGUUAAUUGUAUUUUUAUUAAGAUGAAUAUUGACGUGACAUGGUCUUUUUAAUAAAAAUAAAUUAUAGUUAAUGCAUAAUGCAUUUAAAACGCUACUUGUAAUUAAUUUUAAAUACAAAUACAUUAUGAAUAAAAUAAACAAUAUUUAAAUGAAACAUUUUCAAGUAAGUACUUGUAGGAUUUUUAUAUAAAAAACUGAAUUCAUUCAAACAGUCCUACCAACAUUAAUAUAUUCUUUUGAAACAAAUAACUAUGUUUUUUUUUUAUUUCACAAAAAAGUCGAUCAUUUUCCAGAAUUCAUUUAGUACAUUCCUUUGUCAUUUCUACUAUUAACAGUUGUCUUAUAGUACUUUAUAAAUACUAAAUGAUAAAAUAAUUAAAAUGAAAAAAUCGAUCAAAUCUACUCUGUAACAAGUAAUCACCACUCGAUUUUACAAAAGAACCAAAAAUCUGUUUAUCAUUUUUAGUUAUUGCAAUAUUGAAAAUAAAAAUCUCGAUCAAGUCUAUAGUUCAAAAUUCAAACAAAUUUUACGACGAUAUAUUAUGUACUUAUUUAAUUUAACUAACGUAUAUUUAAAUAGACCAAAAAAUUAUGUUAGUAUUUAAUACUAUUUUUCAUUUACUUAUUUGAUAUUUUUAUCAAAAAAUAUUCAUUUUAUCUUUUAAUCAAAAACUCCGAACUGUCCUUGGUACAAAUCUAUCAAAAUUUUUACAACAUUAAAUACCACGGUAAUAAAUCUGUUGGUCUAUGUCAAACUGCAUGUCUCUUAAAAAGGAAUAGCCGAUACAUUACUUCUCUAGUCAACAGUUCGUGGUGAUCACAAUAAGAACAUUGAUUUUUAAAUAAAACGUGGCUAAAAAUAAUUUUCGGGUUACCCCUAGGUACAUUCGUAAUGACAUAGGUAUACAUACAUAGCCCAUCAUAAUUAUUUGCAUGAAAGCAACUACACUGAAAUUGGUCACUACAAAGUUCUAGGAUUCCCGACUAGGGUGGAAUUAAUUAAUAGAUGUCUUAGCGAACAUUGAAAGUCAUCAAACCCACAUUUUCCUACCAAUAUUAUAUUAUGAAAUGUAUAUUUUUUUGUUACUCCAUCACGUCAAAAUGGCUGAAAGGAUCGGGAUGGAGUUUGCAACAGGGGUAGAUUAUGGUUUGGAAUUACACAUAGGCUUUUUUAAAGUUGGUUUAUUUUAAUAAAGUGUGGAUAUCAUCCCCACUUAAUUGAUCCAUAGAGCGUCAACUGUGGCGUCAACCACCAUCAAACAAUUAAAAAAAACAUAGCUGAUUGUACAUACACAAACCCAUUCAAUAUUAUAUUCUGGUCACCACAUUAUAAGGUUUAUUUUAGCACGAAACGGAAUGUUGAAAGCACAAUAUACAUAGAUAUACAUAAAUCAUAAGUACUACUACAUAAUAUACAUAACAUAGUUAAUUUUGUGUAAAAAUAUAUUUUCUUAAGAAGGUUUUUAUGUUGCCGACUGUAUUACGAUUUUAAAAGGUUUUGUAAUAAUACAUAGCAACUGAAAAUAUAUAAAAUAUAGUGCAUUUUGAAUGAUAA
Messenger RNA from Spodoptera frugiperda (fall armyworm), 5651 nucleotides. RefSeq lists its product as uncharacterized. Gene Ontology annotation, biological process: positive regulation of protein tyrosine kinase activity; neuromuscular junction development. NCBI's taxonomy places the organism in Eukaryota, Metazoa, Arthropoda, Insecta, Lepidoptera, Noctuidae. Gene Ontology annotation, molecular function: protein kinase binding. Bases 404 to 2947 code for a protein of 847 amino acids. The transcript has 10 exons. The record is from RefSeq and is a predicted model, not a curated record.